Molecule: messenger RNA, 1449 nt
Organism: Penicillium diatomitis
Lineage: Eukaryota; Fungi; Ascomycota; Eurotiomycetes; Eurotiales; Aspergillaceae
Gene: ddiA
Product: putative DNA damage-inducible v-SNARE binding protein Ddi1
Exons: 3
Coding region: 1-1449 (482 amino acids)
Biological process (GO): proteolysis
Molecular function (GO): protein binding; aspartic-type endopeptidase activity
Source: RefSeq, a predicted model, not a curated record
AUGGGGAUGGACUCCCGUCGUCGUCGUCGUCGUCGUCGUCGUCGUCGUCGCCAUGCCCUCGAUUGGCGUAUCACCGUCAGUGUAAUCCGCCCCGAGCAGGCGGACUCCGAUAUCAUCAAUCUGGAAUGUGCUGGCGACACGACAAUAGAGCUCCUCAAAGCGAUUGUCGAAAGUGAAACCUCGAUUCCAUCGGAAGCCCAACAACUGGUCUUUAAUAACCAGCUCCUGAUCAACCCGGCCCAGACUCUUGACCAGGUAGGCAUUGCGGAGGGUGACAUGCUUGGAGUGCACCUCAAUCUGCGCGGCCCUCAAACAUCGCAAACGCCCCAGAAUUCGUCUGCCUCCGCCUCUGCCGGUCAACCCACACCCUCGGGCUCUAGUGGUGCGCCCGGCCGACAAGUCGCCUCACGACCAGGGAUGCCCGAUUUCGAAACCAUUCGGCUGAACAUUUUGGGUGAUCCACGUGUUCGAGAGGCUGUGCGUCGACAGAAUCCGCAACUGGCAGCCGCGGCAGAUAAUGCGCAACAGUUCCGCGCCGUGUUGAUGGAGCAGCAGCAGCGUGAAGCGCGAGCCGAGGCGGAGAAGGAAGCACGUAUCGCGAUGCUCAAUGCCGAUCCCUUCAAUCCCGAGAAUCAACGUGAGAUUGAAGAGAUUAUCCGCCAGAAUGCGGUCACGGAGAAUUUACAUAAUGCGAUGGAGCAUCAUCCUGAAUCUUUCGGCCGUGUGACCAUGCUCUACAUCCCCGUCGAAGUGAAUGGUCACCGAGUCAAUGCUUUUGUCGACUCUGGUGCUCAGGUCACCAUCAUGUCCCCCGAUUGUGCUACAGCUUGUAAUGUGAUGCGUCUGGUGGAUCGGCGAUACGGCGGAAUUGCUCAAGGUGUUGGCACUGCCCCGAUUAUGGGUCGCGUGCAUUCUGCGCAGAUCAAGAUUGGCGAGAUGUUCCUGCCCUGCUCUUUCACGGUGAUGGAGGGCAAGCAAAUUGACCUCCUAUUGGGGUUGGACAUGCUGCGCCGGCAUCAAGCCUGCAUCGAUCUGAAGAAGGGCGCGUUGAUCAUUCAAGAUCAAGCCGUGCCCUUCUUAGCCGAGGCCGAUAUCCCAAAGCGAUUCCUAGAGCCAUUCGAGGAUGAACCCACCGUGAAAGGUGCGGAUGGAGCAGAAAUUGGCGCCCGCACUGGUGCAGUUACACACCAAGCUGGAGGAGGUUCUUCUUCCGCCGGGCCAUCAACGCAGUCGCAGCAGCAGCAACCACCACAGCCACCGCAGCAGCCGCCGCAGCAGCAGCAGAACACAUUGGCACCAAGGAUUAACAUUCGUCCUGCCCCAACGACUCGGUGGUCACAAGAUUCCAUCGCCAAGAUCGUGGAGCUGGGAUUCACACGCGAAGAAGCAACGCGAGCGCUGGACGCCGCGAAUGGAGAUCUAGACGGCGCGAUUGGAUUCUUACUCUGA